Cannabis sativa is the source of this 912-nucleotide messenger RNA. Its product is annotated as protein PLANT CADMIUM RESISTANCE 2. The record is from RefSeq and is a predicted model, not a curated record. The transcript has 4 exons. Bases 100 to 702 code for a protein of 200 amino acids. Lineage: Eukaryota; Viridiplantae; Streptophyta; Magnoliopsida; Rosales; Cannabaceae.
AACCCAUUUUCCUUAGUACUACCAACAGUCCACACAUUCUUAAUUUCUCUCUCAAAACUCAAAAUCAAUUAGUGAAAACUCAUCACCAUCAUCAUCAUCAUGAGUUCCUAUGACCAAAAGUCAACUUACGAAAAGUUCACGGCACCACCAGCUCCGGCGCCGGAGUACACCCCAACAGGGAUUCCGGUGAGCUCCUCCGCCCCAUACUACAGCGGCGACGGAAGUGGGUACAGUACAUCUCAGACUGGGCAACCCUUUCCUCCUCCACGGCCCAGAGAUCUGGUUCCAUGGUCAACUGGUCUCUGCGACUGCUUUUCCGAUGUUAAAAAUUGUUGUAUAACUAUGUGGUGCCCUUGCAUUACCUUUGGCCAAAUUGCAGAGAUCGUUGAUAAGGGAUCUACAUCAUGUGGAGCAAGUGGAGCACUGUACACACUGAUAAUGUGUGUAACAGGAUGUACAUGCUGUUAUUCUUGCUUCUAUAGAUCAAAGAUGAGACAACAACAUGCCCUACAUGAGUCCCCUUGCAACGAUUGCUUGACUCAUUGCUUCUGUGAAACUUGUGCCCUAUGCCAAGAGUACCGCGAGCUCCAAAACCGCGGUUACAAUAUGCAAAUCGGAUGGCAUGGAAAUGCAGAGGAGAAGAAUCGUGAGGUGGCAAUGGGUCCCACUCCUCCAACUGUUGAAGGAGGCAUGACUCGUUAAUUAAAUUUAAUAUUAUCAUAAAUUUUAUUAAUUCUUCUUGUGUAUUAUAUAUUAAUUAAUUAUGUAUUUUUUAUUAAAUUAAUUAUGUAUGUGCUGGGUUUAUGUUUUUUUUUUUUAAUUUAAUUACAGCUGUGGGUUGUAAUAAUUAUAUCAACGUGUAAAAAUAUGUUGCAUUAAUAAUGAAAAAAAUAGCUGUGUUCUGUUCUAUAA